This is a messenger RNA of Camelina sativa (false flax), 1922 nucleotides long. RefSeq lists its product as uncharacterized. Gene Ontology annotation, molecular function: protein binding; protein-lysine N-methyltransferase activity. Lineage: Eukaryota; Viridiplantae; Streptophyta; Magnoliopsida; Brassicales; Brassicaceae. Gene Ontology annotation, biological process: peptidyl-lysine monomethylation. The record is from RefSeq and is a predicted model, not a curated record.
AAACCCUCUCUCCCUUUCUUCUUCUUCUUCCGUGCCUCACUUGCUGGUUUUGAUAUUACUGCUAAGUUCCUCACUUUAUCAAGGCAGUAAUCUUCAACUCCUAAUUUUACUUGCUGCUUCUGUAAUAGACUUGGUUUAGUGAAACCUUUGCUAACAGUUGGUGCUUUGAAAUAUCAUGUCAGAGACUGGUGAUUUAUAUCUAGAGCUGGCCGAAGAUGAUCCCUUUUAUCAACAUAAAAAGACGCUCUUGAGUUGCAAAGGUUUAGGCGUAAAGGAAACAUUGAACCUCAGGGGAUCAUUAACUGAACAGCUGUUGAAUGCUGCAUUGGAAAAGUUGCUUCUGUUUGGAAGAAUAGCGAACCUCGAUAAGGUGGAAGUUUACUUUGGUGAGGAUGCUUGCACUCCAGCAGGAAUUUACAGUAUUAGAAACGAAAUCUCAGCUCUUAGCUGGAUCCUUUCGCUCAUACCAGUUUCUUGUAAUAUACAAACACAUGCUGUUACCUUGGAAGCUCUACGAGCCGCUGUAAAAGGUAGAAUCAGUGAGGUUGUUGGAGCGGAAAAGGAGAAAGCUAGGAUUGUUGAUAGCUAUAGAUGUGACAAGGAAAGCAGAUUAGUAGAAUGGGGUCAGGACAAUGGAGUCAAAACCAAACUACAGAUAGCUCAUAUUGAUGGCUAUGGACGAGGAGCUAUAGCUAGUGAAGACUUGAAAUUUGGCGAUGUUGCUUUAGAGAUUCCUAUCUCAAGUAUCAUUUCUGAGGAGUAUGUGUACAACUCUGACAUGUACUCUAUAUUGGAGAAAAUUGAUGGGAUUACAUCUGAGACAAUGCUGCUCUUAUGGACCAUGAGGGAGAAGCAUAACCAGGACUCGAAAUUCAAACCAUACUUCGACUCGCUGCAGGAGAAUUUUUGUACCGGUUUGAGUUUCGGAGUUGAUGCAAUCAUGGAGCUUGAUGGUACAUUGCUUUUAGAUGAAAUAAUGCAAGCUAAAGAGCUUUUGCGUGAGAGGUAUGAUGAAUUGGUUCCUGUUUUAUCGAACCACCGGCAUGUAUUCCCACCUGAACUCUAUACAUGGGAACAUUACUUAUGGGCAUGUGAGUUGUAUUACUCAAAUAGCAUGCAAAUCAAGUUCCCUGAUGGAAAGCUGAAGACUUGUUUGAUUCCUGUCGCUGGUUUUCUCAACCAUUCUGUAUACCCACACAUAGUGAAAUAUGGAAAAGUAGACACUGAGACGAGUUCCUUGAAGUUCCCAGUCUCAAGGCCUUGCAACAAAGGGGAACAAUGUUUUCUUAGCUAUGGAAACUACUCGAGUUCCCAUCUGUUAACAUUUUACGGAUUUUUACCAAAAGGCGAUAACCCAUAUGAUGUCAUUCCCUUAGAUUUUGAUGUCAUUGAUGAUGAAGACAUCGAGACUGAUUUUUCUUCUUGGACAACUCACAUGUUACGUGGGACUUGGCUAUCGAGUAAUCAUGACAUCUUCCACUACGGCUUACCUACUCCAUUGUUGAACUACUUGCGGAGAGCUCAUGGUCUUGUUCAUCAUUCUGAAACAGAUCUAUGGAAUAACUUGGAAGUUGAGAUGGAAGUACUCGGAACUCUCAGAUCCACGUUCGACGACAUGUUGCAAAACCUUGGCGAUGCGGAUUCUAUCGACAGGGAAAACGCUGAUCAGGAUGUUAAAAUGGCGAUGGAGUUCAAAGAGCAGCAGAGAAAGAUUGUCUCUUCCAUUCUUGAUUCAUGUUCUGCAGGUAUCAAACUGGUUCAAGACUUCAUAACUAAACCAGAGGUCUAAUAAGUUGUUUGUUCUACAUGUAUCAUCAAACUGGUUGAAAGAAAAGACUAAAGUUGUUGUAAUAUACUAAUAUGUAGUUCUCAACAUUUUAGAUGAUCAAAAAUUCACAAGGGACAUUCCUCUUUUUGCUUUA